Molecule: messenger RNA, 2246 nt
Organism: Oppia nitens
Lineage: Eukaryota; Metazoa; Arthropoda; Arachnida; Sarcoptiformes; Oppiidae
Product: probable serine/threonine-protein kinase MARK-A
Exons: 2
Source: RefSeq, a predicted model, not a curated record
AUGAUUUUAACAAAAUUUGCAUUGCUGAUUUUAUUGAUAUUAUAAGAAUUGCGAGAAAAAAAACUAAUAAUAAUAAUAAAGAAAAAAAAAGUUUUUUUUUCAAUCAUUGACUAAACUAAUUGACUGACUGACUGACUGGCCAUUCAAUUGGGGGAUACAUAAGCUUAAUACUAAUUAUAAUUAUAAUGAUGAACACCCAUACCAUGUCGUCAACAAUACCAUCAAAACUGAUAUGUUUGCCCAUCAAAGAGCUCCAGCAGUAUAUGUUAUCGUUGGAAAUGGACAAUCAGCGGCUGAAGACCGAACUGACCACUCUAUCGCAGUUUAAUUGUAUACUAGAAAAUGUCCGAAAAUCAAGUACCAAAGGUUUUCAGGCCAUGCAAUUGGUCGACCAAAAUAAACAAUGCCGGUGCAAUGAGCACCUGAAUGGCCCACUGAGGCGUAUGGCACAGGAAGCGGGUAUUGAGAUCAAAGUCUGGCAGGAACAGUACGAUAAACUAGUGUAUAAGUCGACAACUGUAACCACCAGCACCAGUACCCCCACCGCCACCAACAUCACCAACAAUAACAAUGACAAGUGCUAUAUAACGGAUAGGCCGACACCGCCGGCAAGUUUUUGCGAUACCGAAGAAGAGGUGGAAGAAGAAGAUACUAACCGAUCGACGGCCAGUCUGUCGCCGCCGACGACGACGACGACGACCAACACUAGGUUUUCCACUGGACUGUUGACACCGCCGCAGGAAAUGUCCGAAUCGUCAGUAUUCAUGGGCGCCGAUACCAGUUAUACGACAACUUUUACGCCCCAUCACAACAACCAGUCGGCGGCAGUGUUUCGCCGCCGAUCGCCAACAAACUCUGUAAUGAUGGCCAACCAUAAUAGCCAUAAUAAUCGGGAAUCGACUAAACAAAACAAYAACAAACCGUAUCUAACAUUCAACGGUACGACCAAAGAGCUGUUGAAACAACAUAACCAUAAACACGAAGACAUGUCGCCGAUGGCGGCGAUGGUAACCGACGACGAAACUGUUUUACAAUACGUAGCGCUGAGUCCGUCGGCCACCAGCGAGUCGUCGUCGUCGUCAUCGUCGUUGUUGUCCUCAACCCGAGUCUACAGCAGCGAUCAGAGCAGACGCAAUGGUGGCCAACAACACAGUGGCCUACAGGCCUGCGAUUGGCCCGACUGUGACCGCCGUUUUGACAACGAAGAGUCGCUAAUACAUCACCGCAGGAAUCACAUCCGAAAGUCGAUCUAUCACUGCGACCGGUGCGACAUCCGGAUGUUGAGCCGCCAAGAACUGGACAAUCAUAUGAAGAGUCAUCAGAAACCGUGUGACCGCCAUAUUAUUGCCGACAACGACGAUGACAGCAGUUCAACGAUUCAGCAGAUGAUUGACAACAAUACGUCAUUGCCUGAAGAAGAAGAAGAAGAAGCGGUCAAUUUAACUAAUAAGAGAAGAACCGGUAGUACUAGUAGUGCACCGGUAGUUGUUGUUGACAAUAGCUGUCACUUGGCUGAUGAUUAUGCUGUUGUUGUUGUUGAAGAUGAUGGUGUCAAACGUCGGCGUAAAUGUAAUGAUUAUAUCACUACUAAUAAUCACAACAACAACAACAACAACACUACUAAACCAGAGCUGACAUUCAAGUCGGCUCUCUUUGACCGACUGACGGCUACCGAAGCCGCCACUCCUACUACUACUACUACUACUACUACUCAUCAUCAAAAGUCUUCAGUAUCGCUGCCGACAUCGUCAUCAUCAUUGAUGCCGACAUUUAUUGUCGAUAAGACUAUCAUCAGCACCACGACAUCGACGGCUCAACCAAUGAUGACAUCGCCCUCAACAACAACCACAACAAUGAUCCCGAAUCACACAACUACUACUACUUGUCCUACAACUACCUGUACUAACCGACCGCCGGACGAAUACAAGCGUACCCGUUAUUCGGGUGUUGGCCGAUAUCGGUGUCCGUGGCCCGACUGUGGCUAUACACCGCAUUUCCUCCGCGACCUGCGCCGACAUAUGUUCAAACAUACCGGCGAUAAGAAACAUAAAUGCGAUUAUAAUGGUUGCGAUUUUGUUUCAGUCUGGAAGACAUCACUACUGCAACAUCAGAGGAAAAAACAUUUCAUCAACAAUACCACCACAACAGCCGCAUCGGUGACCACUUCUCAUCAACAAAAUAAUAAUAAUAAUAAUAAUAAUAAUAAUAAUAAUAAUAAUAAUAAUAAUAAUAAUAAUAUUAUAAGC